Notolabrus celidotus (New Zealand spotty) is the source of this 1819-nucleotide messenger RNA. It is a transcript of the gene rad1, whose product is annotated as RAD1 homolog (S. pombe). The transcript is spliced from 7 exons. Gene Ontology annotation, biological process: DNA repair; DNA damage checkpoint signaling. The record is from RefSeq and is a predicted model, not a curated record. NCBI's taxonomy places the organism in Eukaryota, Metazoa, Chordata, Actinopteri, Labriformes, Labridae. Gene Ontology annotation, cellular component: checkpoint clamp complex; nucleus. Bases 133 to 972 code for a protein of 279 amino acids. Gene Ontology annotation, molecular function: 3'-5' exonuclease activity.
AUCUACUUCCGUGGCACUACGUAGAUAGACCCGGAAGUUGUUGUCUUUUGGGGCGCCUUUCUUCAAAACAGAACCGUCUGAGUGAGUGUCAGAGUUACAUCUUUUGAAGACUGAGUUAUUCCCAGAACCACAAUGCCUCUGUUAACCCAGUCACAAGCCGAUGAUGAAGAGUACAUUUUAGUAGCCAGCUUAGACAAUGCUCGAAAUUUGUCAAACAUCUUGAAAGCCAUCACCUUCAAAGACCAUGCCAUCUUCAGCGCCACACCAAACGGACUAAAGGUGACUGUGGAGGACUCCAAAUGUCUGCAAGCCAAUGCUUUCAUCCAGGCUGAGAUUUUCCAAGAGUUUACCAUAAAGGAAGAUCUGGUGGGUUUCCAGGUGAACCUCACAGUUCUGCUGGAUUGCCUCAAUAUCUUUGGGGGAAGCACAGUGCCAGGAGUAUCAACAGCACUGCGGAUGUGCUACAAGGGAUACGGUUACCCUCUGACCCUGUUCCUAGAGGAAGGUGGGGUUGUGACUGUGUGUAAGAUAAACACCCAAGAACCAGAGGAGCCAAUCGACUUUGAGUUCUGCAGCAGCAACGUUACAAACAAGGUGAUCCUGUUGUCAGAGAGUCUGAAAGAAGCCUUCUCUGAACUGGAUAUGACUAGUGAGGUGCUACAGAUCACCAUGUCCCCAAGCCAGCCAUACUUCAGGUUGUCUACCUUUGGGAACUCUGGAAAUGCCCAUUAUGAUUAUCCUAAAGACUCUGACAUGAUGGAGCUGUUUAAAUGCACUCAGACACAAACAAACAGGUACAAAAUGUCCCUGCUGAAGCCCUCCACCAAAGCACUUGCUCUGUCCUGUAAAGUCUCUGUGAGAACCGACAGCAGGGGCUUCCUCUCUCUGCAAUACCUAGUCAGGAAUGACGACGGACAGAUCUGCUUUGUGGAGUAUUAUUGUUGCCCUGACGAGGAGGUGGAGGAGGAGUGAUUUCAGACUGUUGAAUUCCUCUUUUAUGCAAGCAGCUUUACUCCAGUGAGCGCCUAGUUGCUCAGGAGGUAGUAGAGCCAGUGGGGACACACAUAGGAAUAAAUGCUGGACUGAGCAGGCAUAAAUGAACACAAUGAGAAAGGUUGUAAUGAUGAUCAUUCACUUAACAGUCCGACUAGUGUUGAGCAUUGCUUCUGGGUUUGGGCAAGGCAAAGUUACUUACCUGGUCUUAAGCAGCUGUGUGUGGACUGCUGUCAUACAGAGUUCAAUGUUUCAGACAUGGAAGCAGAUAAUAUGUACGGUUACUGUAGAAUGUAUUUGAGGUAGAGGACCCUGCUAACUUUACCCAAAAAAUUCUGGGUUUACAAAUCUGACUACAUUCCUGAUCUGAACUCAUGUUUCUGGGGUGUCCCCUACCUUUUGAAUUACACUUGUGUAGUUAGCUGAUUGACAGCCAAUAAAACUGUCAGACAUUAAAGACACACUGGCACUUGGGUAGACUGUGAUAGAAUGUGUACAGGACCUCAACUCUCAGCAGGCCUUUAGUUGUUCUACAUUCAUUGCCAUAAUCAUCCCUCAGAUUAAUGUUGACACCUCUGACAACUUUUGGGAGUGACAGCAAGAUCAAAAUACGCCCGGUGGCAUGCCACUAGCUGUGGAGUAGCAUGCCAUUCCAUGGCUAGUGGAAUGCUACCGGGCGUUUUUCGAUCUUAGCACUGCUGACUUUUGGAGUUGAUUGGUAGUACACAUCAGAUGACACUGACAGUUUGUUUGAAUUGUUUUAUUUCCAUGACAUAAAAAAAACCAACUGUAGUUACUCAAAAGCAAUAAACAAGUUUUCCUAACA